This is a messenger RNA of Anthonomus grandis grandis, 4184 nucleotides long. Its product is annotated as zinc finger protein 711-like. The coding region runs from base 138 to 1964 and encodes 608 amino acids. Gene Ontology annotation, molecular function: zinc ion binding; RNA polymerase II transcription regulatory region sequence-specific DNA binding; DNA-binding transcription factor activity, RNA polymerase II-specific. Lineage: Eukaryota; Metazoa; Arthropoda; Insecta; Coleoptera; Curculionidae. The transcript has 6 exons. Gene Ontology annotation, biological process: regulation of transcription by RNA polymerase II. The record is from RefSeq and is a predicted model, not a curated record. Gene Ontology annotation, cellular component: nucleus.
AUCAAUCAAACAAAACAAGGAAAAAAAUUAACAUGGACGGAAAAACUACCCCAGCGGAUUAAUAUUACCACCCUAGAAACUACUAAAAAGGUAUAAAUGCAAAUUGGUAAAUAAUGAAAACCACGUAAAUUCCGAACAUGGAAUUACCCCAAAUGAUUUUAAACGAGGAAAGUAUCGUGUGUAGGACUUGCCUGAAAGUCCUGGACCACUUAUCAGGUACUGGAUUCACCUAUCUUGAUGAUGAGACCAGUUAUGUUAAAGAUGUGGGCAGUAUUAGGGAAAUGUUACAGUUUUGUAUUCCUGAACUGGAUUUGUAUGUCUCUAAUCGACCUGUAGUAUGUUAUGGCUGUCUCCCAAUCCUUGUUCAAGUAUACAAUUUCAAAAUAAAAUGUCUAAGUGGUGAAAACAUUAUUAAAGAUUAUAUAACCAGAAAUAACCUUAAAGAAUAUAACCAUGUAAACCUAAAUUGUGUCUUGAUUGAAGACCUGAAAAUGAAAAGCCAAAAACUACUCUCAAGUCAAAUUGAAAAUAAAAUCAAACUUCUGUUGGAUCUGCCUGAUAAAAGUGAAUCUCACUCUGAAUCAGCUGGUGUUUUAUCUUCAACUCCUGUUCAGCAAAAACCUAUGAUGAUUAUUACUCCAAUAAGUGUUACUGAAAAUGAAACUAACAACACAGGUUGUCAACUUAGUGAGAUUGAUGAAGAAGACACAAUGGAUUCUAGUGAGACUGCUGCAAUUAUUCAUGACAUUUUGUUAGAAACUUCAGAAAAAACUGUAAAAACAGAAAUUGUUGAACCAGAUGAGAGUAUGGAUGGAGGUAGCCAAGACCUAGAAAACUUUGAUGUGUCAGAAGAUUUUGAAGCCAACUCUGAAGAAUCAGAUGACCCAAGGCAAGAGCCACCAGUCCCAAAACCUCCGGAUACAAAACAAGAUGAAUCUCAUGUUAACAUUGUUGCAGUGAGGAAAGACUUGUUUGAUUCUAGUCAGCCACCCCCUCAGUUAAUAGUAAAAGAAAUACCAAAGGAACAACCUUCACUUAUCCUAAACAAGGGAAUGAUGGCUCAAAAUGGACGCAUUGUGAUAAAAAUUGACCGAAAGAAAUUGCAAAGUAUGGCUCCAUAUAAACCUCUAGAACUACAAGAAGUUGAAUCCAAAGACCAGUCUAAACCCUUAACCCCUAGUAUUAACACUGUAGAAGUAACUGAUACAAGUAUAGAUUCUUCACCUAAAUUGCCAAAAAUAGUCUCUGUCAGUACAGUUGAUACAGAAGAAGAGGACACAUCAGAUCCUCCAGACACAGAGUAUAAGUGUAAUAAAUGUAAUUAUGAGACAAAAGAUGUGAUACAAAUGUAUGAUCAUAAUAGACGAUUUCACAGUUUUGACUAUACAUGUCAGCACUGUCCAUUUAGUACCUCAAAAGUUGAACUGUUAGGUAAACACGUGUCCAUGGUACAUCCGCAAUCCCUUAUGCCACCAAAAACCACCAUAAAUUUUAAAGUUACGGAGAAUUACGCUUGUUCGAUAUGCCCAUUUAGUGUUAAAAGCUUGGACCUCCUUAGAUCUCAUCAUAUGUCGGCCCAUGGACGAUCGGAUGGCCCGAUCAUCUUAAAUAGCGCUUUUUCAGAAAACACUCUAAACUCCACACCAAAAAUUGUUAAAAGACUAGAAUAUACUUGCGACGUGUGUCCUUAUACCACCAAAGAUAAAUCUAAUUUAAGAAAGCAUCUAUUCACCCAUGGAACGAAGCCUUUAACGUGCGACCACUGCUGCUACAAGUGUGUUUCCCCCUAUCAGCUGAGGCGACAUCAAAAGCAGAAACAUGGAAAAGAAGCUGAUCCGAGGGCAAGAAAUCAUCCAUACCCACUUCCAGACUUUAAAAAGGAAAAGCAAGAGGCACUGGAUAAUUUCAAAAUCACUUUAGAAACAAUAAAACGCGAGAUCGAAAAGGAAAUAGCGCAGUCCUAGGAUAGACUGUAUCUACGCGAUAUUGUAAGAGUGAGAACUAUUUUACGGGUAUAAAACAUUUUGCGGUUUAAUUUGCUCGCAUAUUUUUCAUAUGUAAGGUUACUAAUUUAAAGAUCGGACACUGUUGUGCGGAUUUCAACCAUUUUUAAUGAAAAAGAUUAUUAUAUAUAACAAGAUUAUGAUUUCAAAUUGAAAGGUGCUUUAACCGUAAAUGAUACAAGGUCGUUUAGCUUAGAGCAAAGUGACGUAAUUUGAUACUUAAAUAAAUUCCGUUUAAAAAGUUGAAAUAUGAAUGUUAGCGAGAUAAUUGAAAAAAGCUAUAGAGCAAAAUAAAUAAGACGUGUAGUGAUUUAAAAUCGAUGAUACGACGUUUUGUCUAUUAGCAUCUAAGCACCAUAUUUGAUUAUAUCAGAUGAAUUUUAUUCUUUUUAAUUAUCCUUUGAAUGUAUUUUUAACAAUUAUUUUGGGUAUAAGUUCUUCUUUAAUUAAUAUUGACCCGCAAAAUGAUUUUUAAAAACAAAAAAAUCUUAAAUUUGACAUUUGUUUAUUAUAGAAUAUUUUUAACUUUUAAACGGCAAUUUAAUAAGCUUUUAAUUACGCAACUUUGCCAGAAUUUACGGUUUCUGAGAUCCCAAUAGUCACCCUCCAUAAAGGUAAUGAAGGUUACGAGGUGCUGAAAAAGCAAACUUUUUCAUCAGAAAAACGUAUUACUACUAUUUAUUUUAAAUUCUUAAAUUUUGUAUAUUGGGUGUAAUACAAUUUGUUUGUGUCUGUUUGUGGCAAAUUUGAUCGUUACAGUUUUACCACCUUUCUUUACUAACAGUGUCCCGGUUUUAAAUGUAUCACAUUGCAUAUGUUAAAAAUUUUGUAUCAUAAUCUACAGUUACAAGAAAAAUUUAAGUGGUCAAUGUUAGAGAAAACCUAUCUAGUCAUUUUUAGUGUUAAUAUUUCAGGUAUCGUUAUUAUAAAUUUAUAUUUAACUCUUCUCUGAAUAAUUUUAGUAUUAGGGUCUUUUUUUGCUUACCGAGGAACCAAAUUAAAAAUGUCGGCUAUAGAUACAUUUAACAUACAUUUAACUUUUUCUUGUCUAGAUAAAAUCCCGCUGCUUCGUAGAGUACAAGUUCAUUAACUCUCUUAUUGUAUUUACCUUCAACCAUUCCAAUAAAAUUGUAUUUUUUGUUUAAUUAUGGUAGUUCAGGAUUUUUGCCUUCAUUAUUGCUGCCAUUGAUUCAUAUAAAGGGCAACAGACAAGAAUACUGCAGAUAACUAUACAUACAAAUCAUAGGUCCUAAAUUCUAAAGAAUCUCCGCACAAUUGGAGUUAUAAUUGUAAAUAAGGUUUUUCAGCACUAUCUAUUUAUUUGUUCCCUCUGAGAGAGUGCCAUUUUGACUUUUUUUAUGAUUAUGUGUGAUUUGUUUAUAGGGCGUUUGAAUGUUUUUUUUAUUGCACUAUUGUGUUCUUGCAAUAAAUAAAUACUGGGUGUUACAACUAAACCAAAUAAGGAGUUAUUUAUGAUGUUUACUGGACUAAAUCUCGAUCUAAUAUUUAACUUCAGAAAAUUGCUGGCACUCAGUAUCCGGUAUUUUAGGUUUAGAUUAAUCCUGUAUGUUAAUUUUUCUAGUCAUAUGUGGCCAUAACUUCGGAUGUAGAAUAGUUUUUUAUAUUCACCGCAAUGAUAAAUGUACGAAAGUAACUUUACGUAGUUUAUAUUAUUAAUAAUUUGUGUAGUAUUACUUUUGAUUGUGCAGAAUAAGGGAGUGAUUAAGGAAACACUGUUUCAAAAAAGUAUGAAUCUACUUUAUAACAUUGUAUGGAUAAAAGUACUUCAGUCACUUCACUUAUUAGACUUAAUGUAUAUAUUUUGAGGUGUGUUAGGCUUAAAUUGAAAAUUUUAAGAAAAAUUGAGACAUAGAUAUCCGGUUUGUUCCCUAAAUUGGCCUUCAUAUCUAACACUGUGUUCUAUAUUGGCCCAUUUACAAUGGAUAAUUUGGACGUAAAUAAUAUAGCCGGAUAAAACCAUUUGAACUUUUAUACCUACCUGUUUUUACUUUUGCCCCAGGUAUCAUUUUCAUAAAUUAUUUUACUUAUUUAUUAAAUUAUUUAUAUAUUUAUUUAUUUAUUUAUUUAUCGGUUUAAAUGUUUAUUUCUGUGAUAUUUAAGUCAGUAGUAAAAUGUAUCUUUAGCAACGGCGAUGUAAAAUAAAGAAUUUUGUGUAUUAUA